AUGGAUCCCGGAAGCAGUCGACCCGAUCGAAUCCCCAGUGAGGACGGCUCAUGCAGAGAUUGUAUUAUUGAUGUUUUUGGUCCUUCGGGGUGUGAUUGGUCCAAUGACCGUAAGGGAGAAGAAAUUUCAGUGAAAGAGGCACUAGAAUUGAUGACCCAAACACUGGAUUCUCGACUUGAAGUGGGAUUGAUCGCGGGGUGGGACAACAAAACAGAGCACCCUGUUUUGUGUCGGGUGGAUAAUAUGGGAGGACUGGCUACAGGGGAAAUACUGGCCACCGGAUCUCGAUUGCAACUAUUGUAUGAUUUUCUGGACUUGAAUUGUCCGAAUAACGUUAUCAAGUUUGGGAUGGACGAUGAGUCUCAGAUGGAAAAGUAUACGGAAUGGUGUCGUUGGUCUGUUAAUGAAGCCGCUAAGAUGGCCCUGAAAGGGAUAUGUUAUGUGGCCAGUUUUGUUGUAUUAGUUUACUGA
Messenger RNA from Oldenlandia corymbosa var. corymbosa, 471 nucleotides. NCBI's taxonomy places the organism in Eukaryota, Viridiplantae, Streptophyta, Magnoliopsida, Gentianales, Rubiaceae. The record is from the annotation of a GenBank genome assembly.